Molecule: messenger RNA, 1755 nt
Organism: Eublepharis macularius
Lineage: Eukaryota; Metazoa; Chordata; Lepidosauria; Squamata; Eublepharidae
Gene: SPARC
Product: secreted protein acidic and cysteine rich
Exons: 10
Coding region: 163-1062 (299 amino acids)
Biological process (GO): anatomical structure development
Molecular function (GO): protein binding; extracellular matrix binding; calcium ion binding
Source: RefSeq, a predicted model, not a curated record
GAGGAGGAGAAAGAAAGACAGACAGACAGAAACCCAGCCCAGCAAACCCCCUGAAUCCUUUCCUGUUGCCUUCUUCUAAGACAUUCAGAUUCCUUCAGACCCUUCAGAGAGGCUGAAGUUUUCUCAGCUCUACUGCCGCUGUCCCUGAGGCUUCAUUGAAAGAUGCAGGCUUGGAUUUUCUUCCUCCUCUGCCUGGCUGGGAAAGCCCUGGCAGCACCGCAGGAAGAUGCACCAGAUGAGAUGUAUGUAGUAGCUGACGAUCCUGUAACAGAGGAACCGAUAGGAGUUAACCCAGUUCAGGUGGAGGUUGGCGAAUUUGAAGAGCCCACUGGGGACGUGGGGGAGGUGGCUCCUGAACAUCCCUGCCGGAACUAUCACUGCAAGCAUGGCAAAGUCUGUGAAGUAGAUGAAGAAAACAACCCUAUGUGUGUGUGCCAAAGUCCUUCCAGCUGCCCACCCAGCACUGCAGUCUUUGAGAAGGUAUGUGGUACUGACAACAAGACCUAUGAUACCUCCUGUCACUUCUUUGCCACCAAAUGCACUUUGGAAGGAACCAAGAAGGGACACAAGCUCCACCUGGACUACAUUGGACCUUGCAAAUUAAUUCCUGACUGCCAUGAUGCUGAGCUGGGUGAAUUCCCUCUGCGUAUGCGUGACUGGCUGAAGAACGUACUGGUCACCUUGUAUGAGCGUGACGAAAACAACAACCUGCUGACUGAGAAGCAGAAACUCAGGGUGAAGAAGAUCCAUGAGAAUGAAAAGCGCCUGGAAGCUGGUGACCACACUGUGGAGCUGUUGGCUCAUGACUUUGAAAAGAACUACAACAUGUACAUCUUCCCUGUGCAUUGGCAAUUUGGUCAGCUUGACCAGCAUCCUGUUGAUGGGUACCUGUCCCACACUGAGCUGGCCCCAUUGAGAGCUCCUCUUAUCCCCAUGGAACAUUGCACCACUCGCUUCUUUGAGACUUGUGAUCUAGAUGCCGACAAGUACAUUGCCCUGGAGGAAUGGGCCAGCUGCUUUGGCAUUAAGGAGAAGGAUAUUGACAAGGAUCUUGUGAUCUAAAUUCAGCAGCUUCCUCAUCUGUUACCAAUAAUUCCAUGUUUUCUUUCAUUUUUUAACAGUUUGGGGUUUUUUGUUUGUUUUGUUUUACUGGGGACAAGGUGCUAAUAUAGAUCUAAACAUAUAUAUUAACGGUGCUAAAAAAAGAGACAGAAAUUUGUUGUUAGUAGCCUAAUCUUUACCACUAGAUUACCCUGCUCAUGCCUGUGUGUUUCCUUCAGGCCUUUGAUUUGAUCAUAUCAGUACAGUGACAAUUCUGUUUCUGUUUUAAGUUAUCUGCAUCUUCUGACCCACUCAUUUGCUGUUUUUAAAAAAUCCUUAAUAUGGUUUUGGCUAUUUAACUCUCAAGCUAAAGUAUCCCAGACCAAUCAACUCCCUAAUUUCUAGAAGACAAGUAAGGGAAGGUGUACCAAAAAGUGUGUUGAGAGAUUGGGCUUUCCAAAGCCAAGUGAUGCAAUUGUUCAUGAAAAGUUUAGAUGACUUGGAUUUUAUUCACUAGGAGGAUGGAAAGAGAGGGCAGUGAACAAAGAGUGCAAAAUCUAGAAGGGCAACUUUAUAAAUUCCAUGCUUUUUGAAUGUAGCAAAAUUGGACACAAGCUUGCACAAAAGGAAUGAUUAGAGGAAGAGAGAGCAAUCAAGAUGUAUGAAAAAACAGUCUUGUACAACCCCCCCUCUAAAAAUAAAAUGUUAAAAAUG